Nicotiana tabacum (common tobacco) is the source of this 783-nucleotide messenger RNA. RefSeq lists its product as uncharacterized. NCBI's taxonomy places the organism in Eukaryota, Viridiplantae, Streptophyta, Magnoliopsida, Solanales, Solanaceae. The record is from RefSeq and is a predicted model, not a curated record.
AUGAGAAACAUUAAAGAAGCAUGGUUCCUGAAGUCGAUGAGGUCCGAUCCGAGCCAGAGGGAUCCAAAUUUGUGGUGCGAGUACCACAGUACUAAUGGCCACCGGACUAGGGACUGCCGACAUCUACGUGAAGAAGUAGCGACACUAUUGAAAAAUGGCCAUCUCAGGGAAUUCUUAAGUGAUCGAGCCAAGAAUAAUUAUGGCCGCAACUGUGAUAACACGGACCCCUCGAAAGCAGGAGAAGAUCCCCCGCUCCAGAAGAUCAACAUGAUCUUCGGGGGGAACGAGAUCAACGGGGUCACCUUCUCGGCAACAAAAAAGACGAAGGUAUCAAUAACCCAUAGCAAGAGACUCCGAGAAGUAACUGAAGACGGCAUCACUUUCACAGAGGAGGACGCAGAUGGAUUGUUGCUUCCGCACAAAGAUGCACUGGUAAUUUCUUUAAAGGUUCUAGAUUUCAAAAUCAAACGUGUUCUGGUAUAUCCAGGAAGUGUAGCCAAUAUUAUACAAUGGAGGGUAUUAGAACAAGCCAAACUCACCGGAAGCAUCAUUCCGGCCACAAAACUCCUUGUCGGGUUCAACCUCGCAAGCGUAACAACCCGAGGAGAGAUCAUGCUGCCCUCGAACGCCGAAGAAGUGAUGAAGACGGCUCUGUUUGAAGUUGUGGACGGUGAAAUGGGUUAUAAUAUUAUUCUGGGAAAACCGUGGUUGCACGAGAUGAGAGACGUACCAUCAACGUAUCAUCAGUUGCUGAAAUUCCCAACACCCGGAGGAAUCAAAUAG